Messenger RNA from Phytophthora sojae, 1044 nucleotides. RefSeq lists its product as hypothetical. Gene Ontology annotation, molecular function: dioxygenase activity. The transcript has a single exon. Lineage: Eukaryota; Oomycota; Peronosporomycetes; Peronosporales; Peronosporaceae. The coding region runs from base 1 to 1044 and encodes 347 amino acids. The record is from RefSeq and is a predicted model, not a curated record.
AUGGACGUGCGUCAAGUUCCAGUCGUCGACAUCGCGGCGCUCAUGGCGCUCUCCAGUGACGUUGAAGUGGACGCUGCGCUGCGUGACGCCAAGGACGGCGCGCUGCACAAGACGAUCGAGGAGAUCCGAGCGGCUGCGAGCGAGUGGGGGUUCUUCUACAUCGCCAACCACGGACUGCCAGACCAAGAAAUGCAGAAGUUCCAGAAGGCCAUGCGCUCCUUCUUCCGUCUGCCCAAGGAGCUGAAGCGAACCGUCCGACGCACGCCCACCAACUCGCGCGGGUACGUGGAGCAUGAGCUCACCAAGAACAAGACGGACUGCAAAGAGUGCUUCGACUUUGCCGGACUCAACGAGGACGGCCUGGCGAACGACAAGCACCAGCGACUCGGGGAUGAUGAGAACCAGUGGGUCGAUGAGGAGACACUGCCUGGCUUCCGCAGCGAAAUGGCCACGUACUUCGGCAAGAUGGAGUACAUUGCGCGUCGGCUGCUGAAGGUGUUCGCUGUGGCCUUGGGCGAGGAGCCUGCGUUCUUCGACCAGUUCUUCCAUGGCGACAACUCGAGCCACAUGCGACUGAACCACUACCCAGCGACUGAGGACCCAGAGAAGACCAUGGGCGUGUACCACCACACGGACGCUGGCGCGCUCACUAUUCUGCUUCAAGACGACGAUGUUGCGUCGCUGCAGGCUUUCCACCGUGAGUCGCAGACGUGGAACAACGUGCCGCCGCGCAAGGGCACGUACACGAUCAACAUCGGCGACAUGGUGCAGGUGUGGUCCAACGACCAGUUCGUGGCGCCGCUGCACCGCGUUCUCGCUAAUGGCGGGGCCGACCGCUUCUCCGCCCCCUUCUUCUACAACCCGUCGUACAAGGCCCAAGUGGAGCCUAUUGUGGUGAAGGAGGGAGACGAGGCCAACUACCGACCGCUGAGCUGGGGUGAGUUCCGUUUGAGGCGCUACCAGGGCAACGUUGCCGACAAGGGCAAGGAGAUCCAGAUCGGAGAUUUCAAGAUCCGCGGACCCAUCGAUGUUGCGAAUUCGUAG